AAGUUGAAAAGACCGGUUUGGACAUACAUCAGCAACAGGCAGCAAGCCGGCCGGCCGGCCAGCCAGCAAGAGACUUUCUGAAGAGGCGAACGGGUGGAGGGAAAGAAGGGAGCGUGCCGUCGAUCCUACCCACCACACCGGGGCGCUUUGCCAUGGGAGACCACACACAUGGUCGGGGAGGUGCCCGCGCUGUACUCGCCACCGUGUUGGGCGUCCUCAUCCUUCUGCCCUACAGCCUUCUGGGUAAGCCUGCGGCAUCGGCGGGGGAGAAGGAGAACACGGGAAGCUCGACACUCCUACAAAGGGCGAAACGGAGCUGGGUGUGGAACCAGUUCUUCGUACUGGAAGAGUACACUGGUCUGGAGCCGCUCUACAUCGGAAAGCUGCACUCGGACAUGGACAAAGGCGACGGCUCGAUCAAGUACAUCCUUACGGGCGAGGGCGCCGGAGCCACUUUCACGAUUGACGACAGCACGGGAGACAUCCACGCCAUCCAGCGGCUGGACAGGGAGUUAAAAUCCCAGUAUAUCCUGCGUGCCCAGGCCCGCAACCGCCUGACGGACAGGCCUCUGGAGCCCGAGUCCGAGUUCAUAGUCAAGAUCCAGGACAUCAACGACAACGAGCCCAAAUUCCUGGAUGGACCCUACAAGGCCACCGUACCUGAAAUGUCCAAAAUAGGAACAUCUGUGAUCCAGCUAACCGCCACAGACGCAGACGACCCCACGUACGGCAACAGCGCUCGCGUGGUCUACAGCAUCCUGGAGGGACAGCCAUACUUCUCCGUGGACGCCAAGACUGGCCUGGUGUGUGUGUCCCUAGCAGACAUGGACAGGGAGACCAGGGAGAACUACACGGUGGUAAUCCAGGCCAAGGACAUGGGGGGCCAGCUGGGGGGCCUGGCGGGGACCACCACCGUCAACAUCACCCUGAGCGACGUCAACGACAACCCGCCCGUGUUUGAUCAGAGGCUAUAUCAGAUGAGUGUUCCUGAACUGGCCCCGCUGGGUUCAGUGGUGGGUCGCAUAUGGGCCAAGGACAGGGACAUUGGACCUAAUGCGGAGAUGAGCUAUAAAAUCAUUGACGGAGACGGCAAGGACACCUUCGACAUCAGCACCGACCCAACCAACCUCUUCGGCAUCAUCACCGUCAAAAAGCCGCUGGACUAUGAAAAAAAGCCCAGCUACACCCUCAAGGUGGAGGGGGCCAACACCCACCUGGACCCCGCCUUCCGUCACCGCGGGCCCUUCAGCGACAUCACCAUCGUGCACGUGAGCGUCGAGGACGUGGACGAGCCCCCCAUGUUUGACUCGCCGUCCUACUACAUUGAGCUGCUGGAGGAUGCUGAGACCGGGAGAACAGUCAAAACCAUCUUGGCGAGAGACCCUGACGCUGCUAACAACACUGUGAGGUAUUCAAUAGACAAGUCCACUGACCCCGGGAAGUACUUCUGCAUCGACAUCACCUCCGGGUCGCUGAUGACGGCGCGGGAACUUGACCGCGAGGAGAUAUCCUGGCACAACAUCACCGUCCUUGCGAUGGAGAUGAAUAACCCCAUGCAGAUCGCGAGCGUGUCCGUGGCUGUGAGGGUCCUGGAUGUGAACGAUAACGCUCCCUCCCUGUCUCCCUACUUCGAGGCGUUCCUGUGUGAGAACGCCAGGGCCGGGCAGCUGAUAGAGACCAUCAAGGCGGAGGAUUCAGACGAGCCUCUGAGCGGACAGCGCUUCCACUACAGCCUGGCUCCCGAGGCCGCCAACAACCCCAACUUCACACUGAAAGACAACCAAGACAACACAGCGUGGAUCCUGACGCGGCGGGAAGGCUGGUCCCAGCAGGACCAGUCCGUUUUCUACCUCCCCAUCUUCAUCUCCGACGGGGAGCAGCCGAUCCAGGCCAGCACCAGCACCAUGACCAUCCGGGUGUGCAGGUGUGACCCGGACGGCAACGUCAUGUCCUGCAACGCGGAGGCUUACAGCCUGCCGGCCAGCCUGAGCAGAGGGGCCCUCAUCGCCAUCCUGGCCUGCAUCUUUGUGCUGCUGGUGAUGAUACUGCUCAUGCUGUCCCUGCGGAGCCACCGCAAGAAGCCCUACCUGUGCGACGAAGACGACAACGUGCACGAGAACAUCGUGCGCUACGAUGACGAGGGCGGCGGCGAGGAGGACACCGAGGCCUUCGACAUCGCUGCCAUGUGGAACCCGCGCGAGGCGCACCACCUCCCACACCCGAGCAAGUCGAGGCAGGACAUGCUGCCGGAGAUCGAGAGUCUGUCGCGCUACGUCCCCCAGGCCUGUGUGGUGGGGGUGGGCGGCGGCGGCGGCAGUAGCGGCGACAGCAACGUCCACGGCUACGUCCUGGCCAAGCUCCUGGAGGCCGACAUGGACCCGUGUGCGCCUCCAUACGACUCGCUGCAGACCUACGCCUACGAGGGGGAGGGCUCGGUGGCCGAGUCGCUGAGCUCCCUCCAGUCGGGGGCGUCCAACACCGACCACGAGUACGACUACCUGAACGACUGGGGGCCGCGCUUCAAAAAACUGGCCGAGAUGUACGGGGUUCUGGAGACAAACACGCCUCCCAUGUGGUAGGGUGGAACAACGGGGACUUUUGACGCGGACAGAAAGAGAGGAGGGAAAACAAGAGACGAAGAAUCGAGACAUUCAACCAUGGUUUGAAAUGAAGGCAAAACAUGGUCAUUAACAGACUACGUGUGCGCGCGUGUUGUUUGAGAGAGAGAGGAUAUAGCCGAUGAGUGAACGAGACGAAUCCACACACCCAGACCCAAUCCCGGGGCCUCGGCCUCCUCGCAGCCUUGAUGGACUGAGGUGUGUGGUGUAGCGUGAGCAGCCUUUUAAACAGCCCCCCCCCCCCCCGCGCGCGUGCGAUGGGGACUUCAGACCGGGUCGGACUGGCAGACCUGCGAAUCGAGGCGUGCACAAAGGGACGGCCUCAAAGCACACGGUAGCUCCCAUAACGGACCCCACCUGAGGCACGGCACUUUGGUUCAGAUGGUUCAAAGU
Molecule: messenger RNA, 3011 nt
Organism: Lampris incognitus (smalleye Pacific opah)
Lineage: Eukaryota; Metazoa; Chordata; Actinopteri; Lampriformes; Lampridae
Product: cadherin-20-like
Exons: 13
Coding region: 153-2579 (808 amino acids)
Biological process (GO): cell-cell junction assembly; cell morphogenesis; homophilic cell-cell adhesion
Cellular component (GO): catenin complex; adherens junction; plasma membrane
Molecular function (GO): cadherin binding; calcium ion binding
Source: RefSeq, a predicted model, not a curated record